Messenger RNA from Aspergillus puulaauensis, 738 nucleotides. Its product is annotated as signal peptidase complex subunit SPC3. Lineage: Eukaryota; Fungi; Ascomycota; Eurotiomycetes; Eurotiales; Aspergillaceae. The transcript is spliced from 3 exons. The record is from RefSeq and is a predicted model, not a curated record. Gene Ontology annotation, cellular component: membrane; signal peptidase complex. Gene Ontology annotation, biological process: protein targeting to ER. Bases 1 to 738 code for a protein of 245 amino acids.
AUGCAUUCAGCACUCAACCGCGCGCAAGCGGUCUUCGGAUUCUUCACGACAGUCGCCCUCUUCGUCGCCGGGUUCGCUGCGCUCUCGGUCCUUGUUUUCCCAACCGAUAACGUGACGGCGGAUGUUCAAUUGAAGGAUGCCAAAGUAAUUAAGGGCCGACCCCACUACUACGCAACCAAGAAAGAAGAGUACGCGCAGAUCAGGUUUGACCUGGAUGCCGACCUCUCUCCUCUUUUCAACUGGAACACGAAACAACUCUUUGUUUACGUCUACGCCGCCUACUCCUCCUCAGACGACCCAUCCGCAACUCCCCAAUCCCAAUCCAUCAUCUGGGACACCAUAAUUGAAGCCCCCGAAUCACCAUACUCCUUCCAGAAUCUCCGCGAGCGAUUCCUUCCUACAGGCGGCAAGAGCUCCGCAGCUCGCAAGUCCUCGAACAAGAACAAGAAGAACAGCAACAGCAAGACCAAGAAGGCGGAACCCACCCCCGGUGUCCUCCGCAUCCGUGAUCAGAAGAGCAAGUACCAGAUUAGUGACAUUACUGGGAAGAUGGCCGAGCGGUCGAACGUGACGCUGGCUGUUGGGUGGAAUGUGCAGCCCUGGGUUGGGGCACUGUGGUGGGCUCCUGGGACCGGUGCGGUGCCUAGGACGGAGGGGAAGACGGGGGUGACCAAGGCGUUUACUUUUCCGGCAUUGAAGGGAUCAAAGCCCAAGGGGGAGCAGGCGGCUUCGGUCUAG